GACGGUGACCCACCCUCGUCGCAUCCUUCAACGAGGGACCCCGCGCGUGCCUCCGGCGGCUCGGGGUCAUUGAAAAGUCGUCCAACUAGCCCCAAGUGGGCCUCACCCACUUCUCCCAAAGGUGGGGCGACCCCCUCCCCCAUCGCGUAA
This is a messenger RNA of Schizophyllum commune H4-8, 150 nucleotides long. RefSeq lists its product as uncharacterized. The record is from RefSeq and is a predicted model, not a curated record. The annotation marks the transcript as partial. The transcript has 2 exons. NCBI's taxonomy places the organism in Eukaryota, Fungi, Basidiomycota, Agaricomycetes, Agaricales, Schizophyllaceae.